UUUUUGUGUGUGUCUGUUAGGUGUACAGUACUCUUUUUUGGCUCUGUCUACAGUAGUCUUACACUGUUCCACCGCACUAAAUAAAUUCCGCUGUUGCUGCAUUUUCUGCCUUUAAUUUUCCUGUUUUCAAAAAUUUUCCGGGAAAAUAAAACAGUUUCCAUUUCUGUCUAAGCAAACAGACCUCGUCGCUUCGUUUAUCGAGUCAAAGUGGUUUAAAAUUUUCAUAGUCGAGUUAGUAUUGAGUUUUGCUUUUGUUGUGUUUGCCUUUUUUAUGCUAAACAAGGUGGUGAAUAGAGGUACAUAAUCGCCGUCGUUUUUUGUUCAUUUUCGAGCUAAAACUGCAACCUCGUGAGUCCUAAUAUCACCUUUUUCAUAGCUUACACUAAGUCAAAUCGCAACCGCUGCUUCUUCUUCAUCUGACGGUUGUGUUGUUCUGAUGUGAUUUGAUAAUCUCGUUCUUUGAUGCACAUGUAUCAAUAUCUUCUUCUCUGAUAGUAAUAUAUAUAGAUAGAUAGAGAGAGAGAGAGUAAUACUCUCCUCGUUUCUUGUUUUUUUAAAAACAUGGCGGUUUUUAGAGCUCCGAGUCUGACUCGCUGUUGUUAUCACUGAGUUGGCGUUAGGAUUUAACAAUCUGUUUAUUUUGACUUUUUUUUGUUUUUUAUUUUUAGAUAGAAUCGAAAAUAGUUCUUUAGCUGACCUUUUUCUACACUUUAUAUUAAAAAAAGUAGAGUUUCAACGUCGACGAGGAUGACGACGAUGAUCGCCUUUUCAAAGAAAAUCAGAUUCGGUGUCGUUUCUGUUGUUUCCUUCCUCGCUGUGCUUUCAUUCGUGGUUCGUUUCUCAACAGGUGUGGCUAAUAGUGAAGCUGGAUUGAAUCGGUUAAUCUCCAACGAUCAGAACAGUUCGGAAUCUUAUUAUUCUUCUUCAAAUCGAAAAUUACUUAGCCGCUCAUUGUCAAUGAAGCAACCUAAUAGAAUAUUUGGAGACUCAUGUACAAAUGCCGAUAUUGAGAUAAACCAAGGACCUACUGCUUCCCUUCCAAACGGCGUACCGUCUUACACUGUUGAGAUCUCCAACGUCUGUUUCACCGGCUGUCAAAUUUCCGCAAUUCACAUCAAAUGCGGUUGGUUUAGCUCUGCUCGACUCAUCAACCCGAAGAUCUUCAGGCGUCUUCGGUACAAUGAUUGCCUCGUUAACGACGGGAAGCCUUUGAUUUAUGGUGGCACGGUCUCUUUUGAGUAUUCCAAUACAUACUCUUAUCCUUUAUCUGUGUCUGCAGUAAUCUGUUGAUACUAAAUUUUUUUACUUUACAGGCCAUAUAAUAUUAGCAAUACAUAGUAAUAUAAGCUGUUUUUGAGUUCAUUAGGGGUAGUGAAAUAGCUGAAAGCUUUUUGGGUGGCCGUAUGUACAAACGUAUAGGAUGUGGAUCGGAGAUGCUAUAGAAAAAUUUUUGGUUUGGUAAAGUGAUAAAAAAAUAUAGGGAAAUGAUUUAGUUUCUUUUUGA
Messenger RNA from Mercurialis annua (annual mercury), 1504 nucleotides. Its product is annotated as TPD1 protein homolog 1-like. Lineage: Eukaryota; Viridiplantae; Streptophyta; Magnoliopsida; Malpighiales; Euphorbiaceae. Gene Ontology annotation, biological process: cell fate determination. The record is from RefSeq and is a predicted model, not a curated record. Bases 748 to 1290 code for a protein of 180 amino acids. The transcript has 3 exons.